ACAGAGGAGCCUCCCUCACUGAGCCGAGGUCGGAGUGGUUGUGAAGUUCCACAUCCCCGGUGCAAAGUUUGAAGACACGCUGGCGUUUUUGUUGUUAGCUUCCAGCGCAGCUUUUCAACAAUAUUUAUUGUCCAUAAAGGACCAAACGUCGACGGUGCAAGAUGUCCGUGGCGGGAUUUAAGAAACAAUUUUGCAAAGCAACUCAGUUGGUGAGUGAAAAAGUUGGUGCUUCUGAAGGAACCAAAUUUGAUGAGGACUUCAGAGACCUGGAGAGGAGAGCAGAUGUCACCAGUAAAGCAGUGGUGGAAGUCAUUUCUAAGACCUCAGAGUACCUCCAGCCGAACCCAACAACGAGAGCUAAAUUGUCCAUGCUCAAUACUGUGUCCAAAAUCCGUGGGCAGGUGAAUAGUCCUGGCUACCCCCAGCCUGAAGGCCUCCUGGGGGAAUGCAUGACUAAGUAUGGACGGGAAAUGGGUGAAAACACAAACUUUGGUGGUGCUCUAGUAGAUGUAGGCGAGUCAAUGAAGAGGAUGGCUGAGAUCAAGGACUCUCUAGAUAUUGAUGUCAAGCAAAACGUUAUUGACCCAUUGCAGGCGGUUGUGGAGAAAGACGUCAAAGACAUUCAGUACCACCUCAAGAAGCUGGAAGGUCGCCGUCUGGAUUAUGAUUAUAAAAAGAGACGUCAAGGUAAAAUCCAGGAUGAAGAGAUCAGGCAGGCCCUGGAGAAAUUUCAUGAGUCCAAAGAACUGGCUGAGAGCUCUAUGCACAACCUACUGGAAACAGAUGUGGAGCAGGUGAGUCAGCUGUCUUCUUUUGUGGAGUCAUUGCUGCAGUACCACAGGCAGGCCUCACAGAUCCUGGAGGAGCUUUCUGACAGACUCAGAGGAAGGGUGAGUGAAGCCCAAGCUCGCCCCAAGCGUGAAUAUACACCCAAACCUCGACCAGCCUUCGACUUUGGAGAGCCAGUUAAUGCUAAUGGGGGACCCUCGCCAGCUCCAAUAAGUUCUCCAGUUUCCAGUCCUGCACCAGUAAAAUAUCCAGGUCCGUCCUUCAAAAGGUCGUCAUUCAAGAGCAAACCGCGAGAGCCGUGCUGUAAAGCCCUGUAUGACUUUGAGCCAGAGAACGAUGGCGAGCUGGGCUUCAGCGAGGGUGAAAUAAUCACCUUGGUCAGUCAAAUUGACGAGAAUUGGUAUGAGGGAAUGCUUCAUGGCAGAUCUGGAUACUUCCCCAACAACUAUGUUGAAGUGAUCGUACCUUUGCAGUACUGAAAAUGGAUAAAGUGGACUGAUGGCGUGGAGAGGAUGGAAGGGAUGAUGGAGCCUUAUCCUCAACAAUCAAUAGCUGGCUUUUUAAAUAUUAUUGUGAUCAAAGGAAAAUCUUCUCAAUACAGGGAUCUAAACAUUAAUGUAGAAGUUAUUCAAAGAUAGCAAGGUAUUUUCUAUUUAGAUUAAGAUUGGACUUUCAGUAAGAAAAAUGUUGGUGCAAUGUUUUGGUGCAGUUAAUAUUCUCUGAUUCCCCAUUCCAUUGAUUUUUUUUUUUUUUUUUUUUUUUUAUGCACCUCUGCACUUUGCACACCAUACUUGUCGCUGGGGCUGAAGAAGAAAUCCUCAAAAAAGAAUAACACCUGCCAGAAAGUUUACAUGAACACUAACGUGUAACUUUUUCCCCUCUUAUUCUUGAGUUUAAGUAUGAGAUACCAUUUUCGUUUUUAUGUAUUGUUGGUAUUUGUACUCCACAAACAGACACGGCUGUGUUUGUAAAGUACCUCUGUGCCUUAGAGCUGUAGUACAGUCGUCAUCAUCAUGGAGUCCUUCAAGCCAACAUGGAGGACUGGCUGACUUGUGUUGCUGUUUGAGGCUAUCCUCUACUCCCAUCUGGUGGUGGAAUCACUGUUGGCUCAUGGAUGGCUUGGUUUGUGUGACACUAUUCCUGGACAUCAGUUUGCUUUCCCCAAAUCUUCAUGUUAUAGGUUGACUUAGGUUUUUGGUGUCUUUUAUGCAAAAUAUUGAGGCUACAUUUAGUCUAAAAAAAAAAAAAGCUUGUGAUUUUGUUUUGGACAUGAUUUGAUGGCAUUCAGAAGUUUUCCAUUAGUUUUUUUUUUUUUUCUUGCCCACUUUAUUACAGGAGAUGCUCAGCUGUAUGUGAUUGUUUAUAUAUAUGUGUGUGUGUAUGUGUAUAUAUAUAUCUAUGUAUGUGUGUGUGUGUGUGUGUGUGUGUGUGUGUGUGUGUGUAUUUUCGGCUAUUCCAAUGCAUUGUGCUUUAUCCUCAACUUUUUAGACCUGACACCAAAGAAAGGCUGAGCAGUUAAUUCCCAGACUGCAGGAGCAUGCAGUGUGUCACAAAUUGGAAAUUUUGGAGACUGGCCUCCAUCCUAUCUACAACAUUCCAUUAAGGAUAAAAUAAAAUAUUAAACAUUAUGUAGACACUCCAGUGCCCCACCCCUGCAGAAAUUAAGGAGGGGAGAAAGCCCUUGCGUUAAGCCAUAAGCUUAUUUUCUCAGGCUCUGCUGAUACUGCUGGCAGUGUAGCUCACAUCUUGUGGACUUUACAACAGUUUGUCAUUGAAUUUUCAGGAUGGAAUGUUAUCCUCCUCCGUGUUGCCAUUGGCUUGGCUUUGGUGCCCAAACCUACAAUUUUGAGCAUGGAAAUUAAUGAUGGGUUUUGGGCAUUGUUGUACCUGCUUCUGUUUUCAGUGUGAAACUACCCAGACUGACAAAAAGUGCUGUUUUUGUGUGCAGAAUAUUUAUAAUGAGGAAGCGCCGCACACAAUAGUUGGGAGAUGGCUGGCAUCAGUUUCAUUUAAGACUACCGUAAAGCGAUUACGAACUGUGAGAGUUUAUGCUCUUCACUAAAAUGCCAACUUUAUCUUUCUGUCGUGAUUCUCUUGUUUGACCGCCUCCUGCCUCGAUCAUCUCCACUGUUUCUAUUCACACUUGGAGUGGAACAGACAGGUCUUUUCACCAGAGAGGGGCACACAGCAGUGGAUUAUGCCCUCCCCCACUGGUCUUAAUUCAGCACCUGCCCCUGCAAGCCCGGGCUCUCAUUAUGUGCCCUGUCUCAAUCCCUCUGGAGAUCAGUCUUCUGGUCCUUCCCUGGGAUAGUUUCUUCAUCGUUAGCGUUGUACGGGCCUCGUCGCUUUAUGUUUGCAUGUCCCUCCUUCUAUUCAUGUUGUGUUACGGGGCUUGUCUGUGCUGAAUAAAUGUGUGGUUCAGGUGUGUGUUAAUGUGCCUCAUUACACUAAAAAAAAAGCCUGGAGCUUGAGGGGCUCAGCUUGAACUAUUAAGCAGUUCUAACAUUCAUUAAUGUUGUGGAUCAAAGGGCAAAGAUCAAUGGGGGGGGGGCACUGUGGAUUUUCAAAAAAAUACACUGCAUUCUCUGGGUGGUGUUAUAACAAAACCCACACAAAUGUCUCAAUUUUGCAAAAGUGGUGAAUUAAGCAUUAUGUGACGUAAAAGCUUUAUGUAUUAUUGUGUUACUACUUUGGCAUGUUUCAUUAAAGACACUAUUUAUGUGCUUUACCUUUGGUGGGGUUUAUCUUCUGUUCAUACAAGUUACCUCUGUAUUAAAUGUAAUCUCUAUAUUGUAUUUUUAUUGUGUAAAGAGAAUGUCAUUUGCUUCUUUAAAUAAAUAACUAAAAUU
Molecule: messenger RNA, 3638 nt
Organism: Thalassophryne amazonica
Lineage: Eukaryota; Metazoa; Chordata; Actinopteri; Batrachoidiformes; Batrachoididae
Product: endophilin-A2-like
Exons: 9
Coding region: 162-1268 (368 amino acids)
Biological process (GO): synaptic vesicle uncoating
Cellular component (GO): glutamatergic synapse; cytoplasm; presynapse
Molecular function (GO): protein binding
Source: RefSeq, a predicted model, not a curated record